AUGGGUAUUCUGGAGUUUGCUCGAGGUUCUGAAAAGACCACGACCGAGGCUAAUGUUUCAGAAAACAAGCCGGAGAGAAAGAGUUCAGAGGCACGCGAUUCAGGAGAUAUCGACCCGCAGCCAGACCAUGUUACAGAAAACGCCCAUUUGGGUUUGCGAAAGGCCGAGGCUGUCGCGUUAGUAUGGAGUAAAAAGGUUGUGUGGUGUACGUACGCCUGGAUUUGGGUAUGUUUCUUCUUACUGGCGCUUCAGUCAGCUAUCAGCAUCAUUGCCCAGCAAACAGCCUACUCUGGGUUUAUGGCCGCACCAGCCAUCAGUACGGCGAGUAUCCUGGCCAGUAUCAUUGGUGGUGUGCUCAAGCUACCCGUUGGUAAAAUUCUGAAUAUUUGGGGUCGAGCUGAAGGGCUGUGCGCCUCUUUGGUUAUCUAUCUCCUAGGUCUCAUUAUAUUGGCAUCAUGCAACGGUCCCUCGUCAUACGCGGCAGGCUAUGUAUUAUAUUGGGUUGGCUACGAUGCCAUUUACCUUAUUCUGCAGGUUUUCAUCGCCGAUACAUCUGGCCUGCGAAACAGAGCCUUCGCCUUCGCCUUUGCCAGUACUCCAUUCAUUUGUACAGCCUUUACUGGCUCAUUGGCUGGGGAAAACUUCGUGAACAAGACCGGUGGGUGGCGCUGGGCCUAUGGUGCCUUCUGCAUUAUCAUGCCAGCUGUCUUCUUGCCUCUCGCUGCGGUGUUCAAGUUUCACGAGCGGAAGGGACAGAGAUUGGGUCUUUACAAACAUGUGCAUAGUGGUCGUACUAUCGUGCAGUCCAUCGUGCAUUAUUUUCAUGAUUUUGAUGUCAUUGGUGCCCUAUUACUGAUGGCUGGUUGGAUUCUCAUUCUUCUGCCCUUCAGCUUGGCAUCCUACGGAAGAGCCGAGUACAAGAGUGCCACUUUCAUUGCGAUGUUUAUCAUUGGUUUCUUCACGCUCUUCCUAUUCGCUGCCUGGGAGAAGUUCGUUGCUCGCGUGCACUUUGUUGAUUAUAAGCUGAUCAAGAAGCGCACGGUGUUGGGUGCUUGUGUUCUCACCAUUGUCACCAAUUUCAGCUUCUACUGCUGGGAUUUAUAUUUCCUCAACUUCUGCACUGUUGUGUUUGACCUUAGCCAAGGUAUGGCUGGCUAUAUGACGCAGAUCUACAAUGUCGGCUCAUGCUUCUGGGGUGUUGUGAUCGGGCUCUGGAUGCGCUUCACCAAGGAAUUCAAAUACACUUGCCUGUGUUUCGCAGCCCCCCUUUUGAUCCUGGGAGCCGGUCUAAUGAUCAAGUUCCGUGGUGAGGGUGGUGAUGACAUCGGCUAUGUUAUCAUGUGUCAGAUCUUCAUUGCUUUCGGGGGUGGUACAUUGGUUAUCGGCCAGGAGAUGGCUGUCAUGGCUGCAUCUGACCGUGAAGGAGUCCCAAUGAUGCUGGCACUCAUUGGUCUCUGCCAAAGCCUGGGCCUUGCCAUUGGAGGCACUGUCCAGUCGGCCAUCUACAACAACCUUUUUGUUGAUGCACUGCGAUCGAAACUGCCGGGUGACAUGAAGUCUCAAGCCAUGGAGAUCUCUAAUGCUGGUUAUUCGGUUCAAAAAGAAUACCCUUUGGGCUCCGACCAACGUAACGCCGUCAAUUACGCCUGGGGAUACAGCCAGAAGUACGGCUGCAUUGCUGCCACAGCGAUUCUGGUGCUCGCUCUUCCGAGCAUUGCCAUAUGGAAAAACUACCGCUUAGACAAGAAGCAGAACAAGGGCACAGUGCUCUAAAUCUUUCUUGGUUAUGUGACACAAAGAUAUAUUGUGGGUAAUGUAUAUGUCCAGGUUCAACACUAUGUGGGCAAGGAACGUGAUCGGG
Molecule: messenger RNA, 1861 nt
Organism: Aspergillus glaucus CBS 516.65
Lineage: Eukaryota; Fungi; Ascomycota; Eurotiomycetes; Eurotiales; Aspergillaceae
Exons: 4
Coding region: 1-1773 (590 amino acids)
Biological process (GO): transmembrane transport
Molecular function (GO): transmembrane transporter activity
Source: RefSeq, a predicted model, not a curated record